AUGGUUGCCGAUGCACUGAGUAGGAAGACUACUGCAAACUUAGCUCACAUCAGGACGGCCUAUCUUCCGUUGUUAGUGGAACUACGGAAGGAUGGAGUAGAAAUGGAGAUGACUCAACAGGGUGGAAUCCUUGCAAGCUUGCAUGUGAGACCCAUUAUGGUGGAGCGAGUAAUUGCAGGCCAGUUGGGAGAUCCUACACUCUGUAGGAUAAGGGGAGAAGUAGAAAAUGGAACACGGAAGUAUUAUGCCAAAAGGGGAGACGGAGCCUUGGUAAAAGGAGCUCGUCUAUGUGUACCUAGUAAGAAUGCUGAAUUGAAAAGAGAAAUCAUGGAGGAAGCUCACUGUUCCACUUACACUAUGCAUCCGGGUAGCACGAAGAUGUAUCGGACGCUACGGGCGUAUUACUCAUGGCCGCAUAUGAAGGGGGACAUUUCUAAGUAUGUGAGUAGAUGCUUGAUUUGUCAACAAGUGAAGGCAGAGCGACAUAAGCCAUCGGGACUCAUGCAACCACUUCCGAUUCCUGAAUGGAAGUGGGAGCGUAUUGCCAUGGAUUUUGUUUUCAAGCUUCCACGUACUUCAAAGGGUCAUGAUGAAAUUUGGGUGAUAGUGGAUAGACUCACCAAGUCUACCCAUUUUCUACCCAUUAAGGAGACCUAUCCUUUGACAAAGUUGGCAAAACUUUUUGUGGAUGAGAUUGUGAGAUUGCAUGGAGCACCUGUGUCCAUUGUAUCGGACAGGGAUCCUAGGUUCACUUCUCAAUUCUGGAAGUGUUUACGAGAAGCUAUGGGUAUUAGAUUGCAGUUCAGUACCGCUUUUCACCCACAAACCGAUGGACAAUCGGAAAGGACUAUCCAGACUCUAGAGGACAUGUUGAGGUCCUGUGUGUUACAGUUUAAGGAUGCAUGGGAUGUUCACCUUGCCUUGGUGGAGUUUGCUAUAAUAACAGUUAUCAUUCAAGUAUUGGGAUGGCUCCUUAUGAGGCGUUGUAUGGGAGGCAGUGCAGGACUCCUAUUUGUUGGAAUGAAUUGGGUGACAAGAAACUGGAAAAAGUGGAUAGUAUCCGAGCAACAAAUGAGAAGGUGA
Molecule: messenger RNA, 1083 nt
Organism: Prunus armeniaca (apricot)
Lineage: Eukaryota; Viridiplantae; Streptophyta; Magnoliopsida; Rosales; Rosaceae
Source: the annotation of a GenBank genome assembly